CGUCGGCCGAUCGCGACGCCUCGCCGUUUCAACAACAACUUUAUUGGUCCGCCGGUUCCCGGGCGGCAUGGAGGCGGCGGCGAAUUGCUCCCUUCGCGUCAAGCGUCUGCUUUUGGACCCCAAGUUCGAGGGAUACAAGUUGUCCCUGGAGCCGCUGGCCUGUUACCAAGUGGGCCUGGACUCGCCGGUAGCAGAAGUCAAACUUCGGGAUGAUCAGUAUACCCUGGAUCACAUGCGUGCCUUUGGCAUGUACAAUUAUCUACACCUGGAUCCCUGGUACCAAGAUGAUGUUUAUUAUGUUGAUCAACUUGGAAGAGUCAUGAAUUUAAGCAUUACUCUGGACACUGCCUUAAAAAAGCCCAGAGAAGUAUUCAGGCUUCCUGCAGACUUGAUAGCUUGUGAUAAUCGCCUUUGUGCAUCUAUACACUUCACAUCUUCUACCUGGGUUACGCUUUCAGAUGGAACAGGAAGGCUGUAUCUGAUUCGAACAGGAAAACGUGGUGAUGGCUCAUGUGAAAAGUGGGAAAUACUAUUCAACGAAGAAUUCGGGAGUCCCUUUGUUAUAGUCCACAGCAUCUCCUUUCUGCAAUCUGAUGCUCAUUCAGUGGGCGUACUACUCCUUCGCGUAGAAAAAGAUGAAUUGGAUGUACAAGGCAGUGGCUUCCAUGUUUCCUUGGAAUGGGUCACAAUUACAAAAACAACCAAGGAGAGUGAUCAUGCGUAUGAAAUCUCCAAGCGUCGAGUUCUUCAAGGAAAGUCAGUUCCACAUUAUGCAGCUAUAGAGCCAAGUGGUGAUGGCCUGAUGGUUAUUUCGUACAAGCCCUAUGCUCUCACACAGAAUGGUGAGGAUAAGCAUGACAAAAGUGAAAAGGAGAAAGCAGAGGAAAACAAAAAAGAACCUCUCUACUACUGGCAAGAGACUGAAGAUGAUUUGACAGUUACUUUUCAGCUACCGGAAGACUUUGCCAAAGAGGACGUUCGAGUCCGCUUUUCUCCAGGCCAUCUCAGUGUCGCACUGAAAGAUCCCCUCAGCCCUGUAUUAGAAGGAACGCUUUUUUCUUCGAUUGACCACGAAAGCUCCACGUGGAUAGUUAAAGAAAAUAAUAGCUUGGAGAUUUUCCUGAUUAAGAAGGAAGUGGGACCUUUAUGGCCAGAACUGAUCGUUGGUGACUCUCGGGGGGAAUAUGUCAUGGGUCCAGCCAAGAGUGCCGCAAUAGCUGAGCGUCUGACGCAUCUAACCUCUGAUGAAAUGAAUCCAGACCCUAACAAAGAGAAUCCUCCAUGCAAUGCCCAGGAGCUGGAAGAAUGUGACAUUUUUCUCGAAGACAGCACAAGUCUGUGCAGAUUUGAUGGUAACACCUUCAAUGUCACCCAUGUGGUGAAUCUUGGAAGCAACCAGUACCUCUUCUCAACGGUGGUGGAUCCCAAGGAAAUGCCAUGCUUCUGCUUACGCCAUGAUGUCGAUGCUCUUCUCUGGCAGCCACGCCCAGAUCAGCAGGACAAAUGGGAGCACAUUUCAACCUUCAAUGCCUUAGGUUAUGUGCAAGCAUCAAAGCAAGACAAGAAAUUUAUGGCCUGUGCCCCAAAUCAUUCCUAUUCUGCCCUUUGCGAGUGCCUGCGACGCGUGUUCAUCUAUCGGCAGCCGACUCCUCUGUCUACUGUUCUCUACAACAGGAAGGAAGGAAGACAAGUGGGGCAAGUUGCAAAGCAGUUGGUAGCGACUCUUGAAACCCAUGACCCUGUUUUGGGGUUCCAGGCAACAAACGAGAGAUUGUUCGUUCUGACAACGAAAGUGCUCUUCAUAAUAAAAGUGAACACUGAGAAUUAAUGACCAAACGUAUGGCAUUAUCGUUGCAUUCAAAAUUGGCUCAAAUAGUGACUGCAUAAAAAAAUUAAUAGGAAAGUACAGAGGUAUGCUGUAAGUUCAAAAGCAACAUUUAUCGUGCCAUGACCAAAAUGUAUCUUCGCAUUUGCCUUGUAUUUAAUAGAGAGAAGUUUUCGGCUUUAUUUUUUAAUAAACAGUUCAUUAUUUGUGCAAGGUUGCAGUUCUGUUAAGGAAGUGCAAGGAAUUUGUUUGUUUUUUUCUCUUUCCAGCAGGUGCAUCCGUGAAAUGGUUAAUUUGCUGCUUUUCCAAAUAGUUUCCAGUCACAUAUUUUUUAAUAAUAGCUGGUUGAAAAUACAUUAUUCAUUUUUCUUCAUUUCUUUUAUUACAGCAAUUUCUUAUCUGGUAUGCUAAGUCAAAUCACUCCAUAUAUAUGUGUGUGGAAAUCUACCAAAAUAAUUAAAAUGUAAUUUGCAAGCUUAGUUAAAAAGGGGUGGGUGGGUAUUUGUUUUCAUUUUUGUUUUGUUUCCUUUUCCAUCUCUAUAAAUGUCUCCAUGCUUAGCACUUUGCAUUGGCUCAUUGGAUAAACGAUAGUAAGCACGAACAUCUUACUUUCCUUUGCUAUUUUUUUAUUUAAAUUGACUCUGAAACUUCUCAUUAUGUGCAAACUUUGAUUGUGUUUGGGUUCCAGAUGAAAAUCUUCAACCGUUUUAGAAAUGAAGUGGGUUUUUAAAGAGCAAGCAAAUAAAUAAAUAAUAAGUAA
Molecule: messenger RNA, 2585 nt
Organism: Zootoca vivipara (common lizard)
Lineage: Eukaryota; Metazoa; Chordata; Lepidosauria; Squamata; Lacertidae
Gene: NUDCD1
Product: NudC domain containing 1
Source: RefSeq, a predicted model, not a curated record